This is a messenger RNA of Rotaria sp. Silwood1, 4800 nucleotides long. The record is from the annotation of a GenBank genome assembly. Lineage: Eukaryota; Metazoa; Rotifera; Eurotatoria; Philodinida; Philodinidae.
AUGUCUACGUCAAAUAACUCAAAUAAUCAUUUUGACAUUAUCUGUGAACGAUUACUUGUAUUAAAAUCAUGGACAGAUGAACAAAAAACACGUCUAUUAGAAAUUAUUAUCGAAUGGACCACUAAAUAUGAACAGUCAGUGCCAACACAGUUAAAUAAUAUUCUACAGCAUUUACGAGAACUUUUUACACAUAAUGUUAUUAUCGUCCCAUUAUUGCCAGUAGAAACUAUUCUUAAAGUUAUACAAUCAAGUCAUAUUCCAGCUGAAUUAUGGGUCGAUUGUCUCAUGAAUGCAGUUGAAUCUCCAUCGGAUAAUAAUAAUGAAAACAAGAUCUUAUUCGAUUUUACACCAGUAACAAUUCCAACAACAGUUUCUACGUCAUCCACUUUAUUUAAUUCAUAUCUAUCUGAACAAGAAUCACAAAAUGAUCGAUGUUCUAGUAUGUUUGAUCGAUCGUCAAUUAAAGAUACUAAUUUAACUGACCAAUUUUUUUCAUUUUGUUCAUCAUUAACUAUGUCAACGAGUACAUUUCAUAGACUUCCUAGUGAAGAAUCAUUAGAAGAAUAUCAAACAAGACUACUUGGUAAUCUUCAAGAAUUAUACCAACUUAAAUGGGAUCAAUUAUCUGUAGAAUCGCUUCGAUGUACAUUUACUAAUCCAGAAAAUUUUAAUAAUCUUUCAUCGAUUAAAAAAGCUUUAUUUAUUGUUGAAACUAUAGUUGUAAAUCGAAUCUCAUUACAAUCACAUAUUAAACGUAUUGUAAAUAAUAUAACCAAAAAGUCUUCAAAUAAAUGGAUGGAUGAAUUAAACAAAAUUGUUAAUGAACAAGGUAAAAAUAAAUCAUUACAAACACUACUUCAAGAAUUACGUCAAGUAAAUUCAUUUAUAAAUCUUGACAAUUUGAAACAACAAUAUAAAAAAGUAAUGAAUUAUUAUGAACAGGAAACAAUUCGAAUGACAUCAUCUGAUAUCCAAAAUCAACAAAAUUAUUAUGAUGAAUUUUAUAAAAUAGCUGUUAUUAUACAAGGUGUUUAUAUAUUUAAACAAGUGCGACCAAGAGAUAUUCAAAUUUUAUCACUUCUUCUUUUCAUUGAAAGUAAACAUAAAAAUCGAGGACGAUUAGCUCAAAUAUGUACCGGUGAAGGUAAAUCAAUUAUUGUAGCAAUGUUGGCUGUUUAUUUAUCAUUAGCAUCAUCAGAAAAAUAUGUAGAUAUUAUUACAACAUCAGAGAUUCUUGCUCAACGUGAUGCUCAAGAAUUCGCACCUUUCUAUCAAAUGUUUAAUCUUACAGUUGGACAUAAUUGUCGUGAUCCUUCUGAAACUCCAAAUUACAGGUUUGAUAUUAUUUAUGGAACAAUAAAUCAAUUUGCUGGUGAUUUACUUCGUACUGAAUUUUAUUUAAACACAGAAGUACGUGGUGAUCGACCUUAUUCAAUAGUUAUUGUGGAUGAAGUUGGUAGUAUGUUUAUUGAUCAACGUGAACAUUUUACACAAUUAGCAUCAUUAACACCUGGUUAUAAAUCAUUAAAUAUUAUAUUGAAAUUUAUUUUUAUAUUUUUUAAAAAAUAUAAUAUUACUGAAAAUAAUGAAUUCGUUAUAAAACAAGAAAAUGGUUUUGUUAAAGUUGAUGCUCUUCGUUUUAUUCGUGAAAAAUUAAAUGAUAAACAAUUAAUUGAAUUUUCUGAAUUUCGUCGAUCAUAUAUUCUUUUUAAAUUACCAAAAUGGAUUCAAAGUGCAAGACGAGCACUUUAUGAAUUACAACUUGAUAUUGAUUAUAUAAUUAAUAAAGAAAACGAAAUUGUUGUUGUUGAUUAUUUACAUACAGGUGUAUCGCAACUAAAUAUGCAUUGGAGUGAUGGUAUUCAUCAAUUUCUUCAAUUAAAACAUAAUUUACGUAUGACACCUGAACAUAUGUGUGAUUCAUUUUAUUCAAAUGUUACUUUAUUUAAAAAAUAUGAAUAUUUAUAUGGUUUAACAGGUACAUUAGGUGGAAAAGAUGCACAAAAUUUUAUAAAAACACUUUAUAACAUUGAUGUUGUUAUUAUACCAAAAUAUAUGGAUAGUGUAUUUGAUAUUUAUCCAAAUCAAUUUGCUGAUAAUCGUCAAUUAUGGUUGGAAAAAAUUCGUAUUGAAUGUCAUACAAUUGCUAUUACUAAUCGUCGAGCUAUAUUAAUUAUUUGUCAAACUAUACGUGAUGCAAAUGAUGUUCAAUCUUAUUUAAGUUCUCAACAUUCAAAUAUAAAACUUUAUCUUCGAAGUGAUGAACAUACAAAGCCAGAAGAAGUUUGUCCAUGUGAUGUUAUUGUUGCAACAAAUUUAGCUGGACGUGGAACUGAUUUAAAAGUUCUAACAUCUGUUGUUGAUCGUGGUGGUUUACAUGUAAUUGUUACAUUUAUGCCAAAUAAUUCACGUGUUGAACAACAAGCAUUUGGUCGAACUGGACGACAAGGACAACCAGGUUCAGCUCGAUUGAUUAUUUAUAAAGAAUAUGAUAAUAUGAUAUCAUAUAGAUCAAUGAAUGAGAUUCAAAUAGUAGAAAAUUGGAAACAAGCUCGAGAUAAAUUUGAACGAGAUAAUAUGAAUGAAGCAAUUGAAGAAGUUAAUCGAAUUGAAGCAAAAGAUCGUCUUCUUGUCCGUUUUCUUAAUGUUGUUUAUUCACGUAAAGGUGAUCUUUCAUUUACUGAAGAUAUAUUACAACCAGGUUUCGGUUCACUUCGUGAAUUAUGGAGUUCUUUUUGUGAUGAAGAUUUAUCAACAGCUGAUCAACGUUUUCCAGCAUUUGCAAAUGAAAUAGAACAAAAACUUGACAGAGCUAUUGCAACUAUGAAACAAACAUUAUCACAACCAUGUUUUCUAUUUCCUUGGCAUAGAGAUGAAGAACAACGUCAUACUGAACAUAUAGCUAAUGCAACAUGUGAUGCUCUUCGUCACUUGAUUGUUCAUCCAAAAUAUUUUAUAAUGGCUGGUAUUAAAAUGUUGUGUAUGAAAAAUAUAUUUGAAAGAGAAAAGCGUGCAUUAACAUUAUAUCAACAAGCAGCCAAUCUUGAUAAACAAGAUUUUAUUCUUCAUUAUAAUAUGGUAUCAUGCUAUAUUAAAAAUGAUCAAAAUUCAAUAAAUGAAGCUCUAAAAGAAUUGAAUAUAGCUGUAACAUUACUUUGUAAUGAAAUUGAAAGACGUAAACUUCUACAAAUUCAUGAUGACUCAUCAUCACAAACAUCUGUUGAUAGAUCAUGUAUUGCUGAACUUGUCUAUCUCGAACAUGUUCAUUCUAUAUUUGAAGCUAGUCGAGAUCAAUUACGUAAAUUUGAUGAAGAUAAACAUAAAAUAACCUGUCGUAGUGAAAGUUGGGAAGUAACAUUAUCAAGUUUAGAGAAUACACAUUUUAAAGCAAUUAAAAGUGAAAUUCAUACUGAAUAUCAAGAAUGGUAUAGUGAAGGUUUAGUGUGGGUAUUUAUAUUUGAAAUUGAAGCUAAACGAUGUUGGUGGAAAACAAUAUUUGUUUUUGUUAUGGGUAUUGCACAAAUUGUUGGUGGAGCCUUUUUAUGUGUUGCUGGUCAGUGGAAAUUAGGAACAUCAAUGGUUCUUAAUGGAAUUUUUGAUGUUUAUGCAGCUGUUGCUACAAAAAUUACUGCUGAUUUUGAUCUUGUUAAUUAUUACAAACAAAAAGUAAUUACUUAUGGAUUAAAUCUAUUAUGUAUAACACCAGCUGUAAGUAACCUUGUUAAACCAAUUGCAUCAAUAGAACAAACUCGAAUAGUUGGUGUUGCUGCUAUUAGUACUCAUAAACUAUCUACAAAAGGAUUUACUAUUGAGGUUUUAACAAAUACCGCUUUAACUAGUAUGAAUAUAGCAGGUAUUGAUAAUCAUACGAUUGAUUUUCUUAAACAAAUACCAGAACGAUAUAAAGAUAUUGAAGCUUUAAUUUCUGGUGAUUUCGAUCAGAUAAUAAAUCAAGGUACAUCGAUGAUGGUUAAUCAAUUUUUAGGUACGUUAGAUAAUGAUUCUUUAUUUGGAGGAAAAACAAAAGAAAUAUUUCAAAUUGUUCAACGCCAUACACCACUUAUAAAACAUGUUUAUGACGGAAACAGUAAAGCUAUAGUUUCAUAUGCUCUCAAUACUAUGGAUGAUAUAUUACCCAAUAUACCAAUAAUAGAUACAUUAGGUUUAGCUUUACCAUAUACUCUUCAUAGUGUUGUUAAAAAGGAAGUAUUAGAAAUUAAUAAUUUAUUUCUAUCGACUAUUAAAAAACUUAAUUCCACUAAUGGAGAACAUACAUCACAAACAUUGGAUAUUGUACAAAAAAUUUUAUAUGCAUCAGAUAAAUGGACUGUGUUUGAGCAAAAUAAAGAUAAACUAAAUACUGAAAUUUGUCAAUUACUUCGUCCUGCUAUCGAACGUGAACUAAAACUUCUUGAUGAAUAUGAACAAGUAAUGAAUAAUCCUCAAGUUUUUGGUAGAUGUUGUGAAAUAUUCAGAUCUUCUAAUGUUACCUUUGGUACAAUACAAAAUCAACACAAUAAUUUACAAGGAGAAAUUCGAAGAAAACAAACUGAUAAUCAUCUAUUACAACAAUCGAUAAUUACAUUUAUUGAUGAAUUAAGUAAAACUACGAAAAAUAUAAGAAAAAGUUCAAAAACAACAAAUGCAUUCAAAGAAUAUCUUAACGAUAGCAUUAUUCGACCUAGUAUUGAGAAUGCAUGUGAACAAGAAAUGGAUAAAAAUGAUGAAAAAAUUAUGGAUAAAUUUACAAAAGCAUUGAUAUAUAUACAAGAACAGCAAAAAAAUUUCAAUGAAACUUAA